CCCGGCAACUUUUUUUUACUAUUGACCCGAAGUUGGGGACGUUGUGGAAACUGUGACCAGCCUCAGACCGUGGACUAAAGACCAGGAGGCUAGUCUCUCCAAGGUGCUAGGUUGACAUGGACCCGCUCAGAGCCCAGCAGCUGGCUGCAGAGCUGGAGGUGGAGAUGAUGGCUGACAUGUACAACAGAAUGACCAGAGCCUGCCACCGGAAGUGCGUGCCUCCCCACUACAAGGAAGCAGAGCUGUCCAAAGGCGAGUCUGUGUGCCUGGACCGGUGUGUGUCUAAGUACCUGGACAUCCACGAGCGGAUGGGCAAAAAGCUGACAGAGUUGUCUAUGCAGGAUGAAGAGCUGAUGAAGAGGGUGCAGCAGAGCUCUGGACCUGCAUGAGGCCCUGGGCAGUGCACACCCAGGCUGUACCUCGCCACUUAUUUUAUUAAAGUGUUUCCUAAUGGAUGUCAUAUGUGAAAACCGUCACACUUAGGCUUUCUGGAGCAUCUCCAGGACCUCUGGGUGUGGUAGAGCUCUCCUGGCUAAAGAAGGGGACUUGUCACGCUGGUUUGUGACUGUGUAUGUGUGUAUAUGUAUAUAUCUGUAUUAAAACAAAUUUGUGCAAAGCAGUGUCUUUUUU
Acomys russatus (golden spiny mouse) is the source of this 630-nucleotide messenger RNA. RefSeq names its product translocase of inner mitochondrial membrane 10 (gene Timm10). The record is from RefSeq and is a predicted model, not a curated record. Gene Ontology annotation, cellular component: mitochondrial inner membrane. NCBI's taxonomy places the organism in Eukaryota, Metazoa, Chordata, Mammalia, Rodentia, Muridae. The coding region runs from base 117 to 389 and encodes 90 amino acids. Gene Ontology annotation, biological process: protein insertion into mitochondrial inner membrane. The transcript has 4 exons.